AGUCUAGCCUUAGCAACUAGCUACUGGCUAUUACCUUCUACUUACUAUUACUUUACCACAUUUACUACUUUACUAGCACUUAGCAGUUAGCUAUAAACGUUUAUGUAACUUGUAAGUUUAAUUAUAGACGACCGGACGCGUCUUCUCACCUAGUAUCGAAUAUUGUAGUUUUCGAAAAUUAGACGCUUAAUUCUUAGUUAUUCAUAAUCUUAAUUUCUCAUUGUCCUGUUUGUUGUGAUGUUAUAAUAGUGUGGCCUGUUUGGUUUUGAAUCAUCUCAUCUAAUCGUACAGUAAACGCAGCAUAAAAAUUAUUAAGCAACAAUUCAGUAACUGAAUAUUUCUUCUACUUUAGAGUAUUGCGUGAAUACCAAGUACAAAUUGUCAAAUUAAGUGUCAUAACCGUGAUAUCAAAUUACUUGACCAAUGGCGGACUCAAGAUGCUGUUUCGGCUGUUCGAACGUGCGCAAGGGCGCGUGGGUGAUAUCAAUUUUUGAUAUGUUAAUUUGUGUAAUACUCACGAUACGAGCUAUUUCUACGCUAAGCAUCACACCAUAUUCGUAUUCAUUCAAAAUAAAACAGAAUACCCUGUAUGAUGAUGCACCGCCAUCCCUCUCCAGUGACCAUCGUCUUCAACAAUUGGAAAAAGAUUUCAACAUAUUUAGUCAAUUAUUUAUUAUUUUCUUAUUUUUUUAUGUUAACUUGAAUCUGAAGAAAGCAACUUUUAUACGUAACGCUCAAAGUAUCAAUCAGUGGUUGGUGAUAAACUUAAUAUUUUUUGUAUUCUUUGCUCUCUUUAUUGGUUUUACUACAAUUAAAAACGCAUCACCAGAUAUAAUUCCUAUUGGAAUUCCUGUAAGCAUUGUUGUAGUAUACCAGAUUUAUGUGGUGAAAUGUUUUUAUGAUGACGAACUUAAUGCUAUAACUCCACCUACAUUGCAUGCCACUCCAUACGUGACCAUAACCAGUCAGACAUUGCAGACCCCAGUCUAUCCUGUGCAAGCUGGACCUUACGUUAUUCAACAAGUGCAUCAGCCUAUUUCACAAACUCCUUAUCCUCAGCAAACAUACCAGUAUCAGCCACAACAGCAAACUCCAUCUCAAUCUCAUGUGGCUAUGCCUGUGCCAAGUCAACAAACCCUUCAGGAGUAUUGUAACCCUCCACCAUAUUCGCCAAGUUAUAAUACACAAGAAGGCUCUUCAGCAAAACAAUAACUAUAUAUUAAAAUUAUUCAAUUCAUUAUCUUAUACAAUUAAAACUUUUUUAUUAUGAUAUGUACGUUUCUGAUUAUCUUGUAUGUGUUAUGUGUUGAAAAGUACAAAUUGUUUAUUGUUUACAAUAUUAUUAUUUACUACUUAUUUUAUUUUUAAUGAACCAUGUGAAGUACUAUGUGUUAACAAUUUUAGCAUUAAAUGUGUAUCUACAUUAAUCUCAUUUAUUGCUUAAAAAGGAUAUAAGUGCAGUAAAUUGAGCUUAGAUUUUAUAAUUAGUUAAAAUAUUUGAUUUAAAAAAAAAAUGUACACAUUUUAUGUGUACUUAAUUGCAGUAGUUAUGUAUUUAAAGUUAAUUUGUUUUUUAUAAUAACUAAUUACCUAAUUAAAAUAAGCUAAGGCUGUAUUAUUUUCUAAAUUAUAAUCAUCUUAGAUAUUUUGUAAAAUGUUUAAUUUUAUUCAUAUUUUGUAUAAGACUGUCUAAGAACAAAGUUGUAAUAUUUAUGUUUUUUAUAUAAUCAAUAAAAAUAAAAACAUUGAUAUUUUA
Rhopalosiphum padi (bird cherry-oat aphid) is the source of this 1756-nucleotide messenger RNA. RefSeq lists its product as uncharacterized. The coding region runs from base 424 to 1212 and encodes 262 amino acids. Lineage: Eukaryota; Metazoa; Arthropoda; Insecta; Hemiptera; Aphididae. The transcript is spliced from 7 exons. The record is from RefSeq and is a predicted model, not a curated record.